AGUUUCCAAAUUGAAGUAGGUAGAAAGUAACAAAUACGUGAUCCACACACAAACACAAACACAUUGAUAUAUUGGAUUUUUGGGGGUUAGGCUUAGGGUUAGGGUUUGCUAUUGAAGAAGAAGAAGAAGAAACAAAAGCAAAGGAAAAAUGAUUGAAGUGGUUCUAAACGAUCGGCUGGGGAAGAAGGUAAGGGUGAAGUGCAACGACGAUGACACCAUCGGCGACCUGAAGAAGCUCGUGGCGGCUCAGACCGGUACCAGAGCCGACAAGAUCCGCAUCCAGAAGUGGUACAACAUCUACAAAGACCAUAUCACCCUCAAGGACUACGAAAUCCACGAUGGCAUGGGCCUCGAGCUCUACUACAACUGAUUUCCCUUCCUGUUUUAUGAACUACAUAAAAUGCAUUGGCAAUUGGUGCAUUCUCUAUCUCAACUAGUGCAACGUGAAAGCUCUGCUUCUAAGAGGGACUAUCAAGUUUAAGUUAGCAAUGUUCUGUAGUUAUCCAAUGUUAAUUGGACGGAGUUAUGUCUUUCAAUAUGUCGAUGCAGCUUACUUGUUGAACUAGUAAUUCCCAACUUGGGAUAAAUUGUGAACAAUCAACUGUGUGGUCUGUGUUGUUUUCUGCAAUAUGUGAUGCUGCAAAUUUCAUAAUA
This is a messenger RNA of Ziziphus jujuba (common jujube), 654 nucleotides long. Its product is annotated as ubiquitin-like protein 5. The transcript is spliced from 2 exons. Gene Ontology annotation, biological process: protein modification process; mRNA splicing, via spliceosome. Lineage: Eukaryota; Viridiplantae; Streptophyta; Magnoliopsida; Rosales; Rhamnaceae. Gene Ontology annotation, cellular component: nucleus; cytoplasm. The coding region runs from base 149 to 370 and encodes 73 amino acids. Gene Ontology annotation, molecular function: protein binding; protein tag activity. The record is from RefSeq and is a predicted model, not a curated record.